Messenger RNA from Leptidea sinapis, 1071 nucleotides. RefSeq names its product trypsin-like. The transcript has 7 exons. Bases 24 to 998 code for a protein of 324 amino acids. The record is from RefSeq and is a predicted model, not a curated record. Gene Ontology annotation, biological process: proteolysis. Lineage: Eukaryota; Metazoa; Arthropoda; Insecta; Lepidoptera; Pieridae. Gene Ontology annotation, molecular function: serine-type endopeptidase activity.
UUUCUUUUAAAAAACUAAACGGAAUGCUAUUUAAAACAAUUUGUUUUAUAUCAUUUAUUCUUCAACGCGACAAUAUGAAAAGACUAACGUAUUCGCUUUUGUUAUAUUGUAUUCUAUUUAGUGUUUUGGAAGAUGUUUUGGGUGACGAAGGUAAUCAUUUGGUCGAUGGUAAGAUUGUUGGUGGAGUCACCACAACUAUAAAAAAAUAUCCGUAUCAAGUGUCCCUAAAAAUGGUGAAGGGUAAUGGCUAUUAUCAAUGUGGUGGUUCUAUAAUAAGUGCAUCAUAUAUAUUAACAGCUGCCCACUGCUUGUAUGAAUUCGAAGACGUUUACGUAAUCGCGGGCAGCACUGUAUUGGAAAACGGUAUGCAGUUGGUGUCACUAGGAAACAAUUUAUUUGAGGAAGUACCAAUAUUACCAAAAACAAAGGCACGCAACUUCACAUGGCAUCCUAAUUACAAUACUUCAACUGGCGACUACGAUGUUGGUAUUGUACAACUUGAGAAACCAUUGAAACUCAAUGGAAUAAAUGAGGCUGCUAUAAGACUUGUGAAAAGCGGAACCAAUAUCAAACCUGGGACAGGGGUAACUGUAUCUGGAUGGGGUACUACUUCAGAAAACGGCGAGACCAGUGACUUAUUAAAAGAAGUAGAACUGUUUGUAGUUUCUGAUGAGGAGUGUCGUAAGCACUAUGGUAGUCGCCUGACACCGAGGAUGUUUUGUGCUGGAUUUGAUAAAGGUGGCAGAGAUACAUGCCAGGGUGACUCUGGAGGUCCUGUGGUGCUUACACGUUCGCAAGUUCAGAUUGGAAUAGUGUCUUACGGGACUGGUUGUGCUCGGGCCCACAUUCCAGGAGUGUACACAAAAAUUGCAAAUGAAGAAAUUAAAUCAUGGAUCGAAAAUAUGACUAAGGUGAAGGAAAUAAAGUUGUAUAAAAAUAUAAUAGAGAACUUCAUACAUAAUCUAAUGAAGACAAUUUCAAAAGGGGUGAAGAAGUAAUUUGACGAAAACAGCAAAAAGGUGGUGCUGCAGAAUGAAUAAAUUCAAAUAAAGAAACUUUUUAUUCUUUCAA